Portunus trituberculatus (swimming crab) is the source of this 5425-nucleotide messenger RNA. RefSeq names its product gonadotropin-releasing hormone receptor-like. Gene Ontology annotation, biological process: G protein-coupled receptor signaling pathway. The record is from RefSeq and is a predicted model, not a curated record. Gene Ontology annotation, cellular component: membrane. Gene Ontology annotation, molecular function: G protein-coupled receptor activity; peptide binding. The transcript has 10 exons. The coding region runs from base 927 to 2447 and encodes 506 amino acids. NCBI's taxonomy places the organism in Eukaryota, Metazoa, Arthropoda, Malacostraca, Decapoda, Portunidae.
AGAAGCCAGUGCAACCCGAGACUUGGCGGAGAGCACACGACCGCUCGCGUCCCACACUGACUGACUGAAACUUCGCUCUUUCAUCUCUCGCUCUUAGUGCCGUGACCUUCUAGGAAACUGAGGCGAAGCAGUGAAACGAUGCAUGAACCACCGCGAUGCAAACUUCAUGAAUGACACCACUGGAUUAUUAUAUGAGGAUUAGUUAUUAGUUAAACUUUUCACUUGGCUUGUUUAGAAUUUUUUUUUUCUGAGAGCGAGAAGUACAGUAAAAAAGUCACGCUAUUGUGUUAUUGUGAAGAUUUUGCUUGUGUUUGUGUGUGUGUAGGUGUGCGUGGUUGUGUGAGACUGGCUGACUGACUGGCUGGUUGGCUGGCGUUUUCCUGCACCUGCCCUGCUGCCUCACAUGAGGUGCAUAGUCGCCGGCGCCUCUCAGCCCUCGAGGACCCGUGACCCAGACGCUGCUUGCCCUCGCCUCUCUCACUCCACAGGUGGCGGCUAAUCGGAAAUCGAUCACAGAUUGUAACGGCGUGAAACAACUGUGGGAACUGUUCAAGAGACAAAAAUGAGCUCUGAGCAUAUUCACAAGCUGACUCAUGGAGAGUGAAGUGUAAAAAAGAGAAAAUAUGAGGCAACUAUCGUCAUGAACCCAGAUAACGUGCAUACAAGUCUCAUAAAAAGGAGUGCAGGAUGUUCAGUGGCUGGGAAAGAGUGUAUUUCGUGUGUUGUGUGUGGUCUUAGCUGCGUCGAGGCCUGACUGGGAUACGGCAAACAGUGAAGGCAGGGUGAUGGCUGUCACCCACCCACCUGCUGACACACUGCACGUUGUCACGUGCUGGUGAGUCUGUCCCGCACGCCACAUACGGUGCCUUGGUGACUUGGGUGUGGGGAUUUUCUAUUAAGUGAGUAACGUCUGGUGACGCUUCGCUAUGAACCGUUCCGGAAUUCCGUAUCUUUCUGGGCAGGCCGGAGAGCAGGUGGCAUCUAAGUAUCUGGUGAUGGGGGAAGAGUGGGGCGGCAGUGAUUCACCAGAGGACCUCUUGCUCAAGCCCAGCAACGUGGAGAUUGAGCCCAAUCUACCGUGGAAUGUAUCCUUGGAUGAUGACGGCGGCGGUGACAGGACGCAACAGGCACCCACGUUUGCUGGGCAUCCGGACUACCUCACCCCGCGUCCCAACAACCUCACCUCGUACAACACCGCCGCUAAUGAUUCUUUGAACAACGUAUACAACGACAGCAGGUCACUCCCUAUUGACAUGCGCUUCAAUGACGGCCACAUCCUGCUCAUCACGUGCUACUCCUGCCUCUUCUUCAUCAGCCUUAUCGGCAACCUGUGUGUGCUGCGCGCCAUCCUCGGCAGUGGAAGAAAACACCGCAAGUCGAGAGUGAAUUUCAUGCUGCUUCACCUCGCCAUCGCUGACCUCAUCGUGACAACGGUGAUGAUGCCGGUAGAGGUUGGUUGGGCAGCGAUGGUGCAGUGGCUGGCGGGAGAUGCCCUCUGUCGCCUCUUCUCAUUCUUCAGGAUCUUCGGCCACUAUUUGUCUUCUUUCAUCCUCGUGUGCAUCUCCAUUGACAGGUACUUCGCCGUGGUGCAUCCUUUGAGCAUGAGUGCGGCAGAUAAGCGGGGCAAGAUAAUGCUGAUCUUCGCGUGGCUCCUGGCGUUUAGCUGCUCUAUGCCUCAGGUGAUCAUCUUUCAUGUAGAGAAGCACCCGCAGUUCACCUUCUACGUGCAGUGCGUCACCUUCAACUUCUUCCCCUCUGAACACCACGAAAUGGUCUACAACAUUUUCUGCCUCGUUAUGCUCUACGUGGCGCCGCUCUCCAUCAUCAUCUUCUUCUACGGGGCCAUCGUCGUCACAAUCUUCCAGAAAUCCAGGCUCUCCUCUGAUGACUCCACCAUCCGGCGCUCCAGUCUCGGUUACCUGGGCAGAGCUCGCGCCAGGACCAUCAAGAUGACUGUCAGCAUCGUCCUUGCCUUCUUCAUAUGCUGGACUCCCUACGUUGUCAUCAGUCUGUGGUUCUGCUUCGACCGGUCCGCAGCCGAACUGCUGGACGAGAAGGUGAAGAAAGGACUGUUCAUUUUUGCCUGCUUCAACUCCUGCGUCAAUCCGAUUGUGUACGGCAUCUUCAACUUUUGCAAAAAGAAGCAGCCCAUGCAGACCCAGACGUGGCGCUCAACCACCCUCAACACUCAGCUCAACUCUCGAAGCUGUGAGUGUCGAAGCUUCAAGUCCAGCCGUGUGUACUGGAGCCGCCGCGACCCCGGCUCCACCGUCACCAGCUCGGAGGCCGCCACCGCAGAGCUGCUCCUUCCGAGGGCCCUCAACUCCCCCUACAGAACCAGGCAGGUUGCUGUUGGCGGAGGCCCGAGCCUAAUCAUGCAGUACAAGAACGGCUCCUACUUCUCCAGCCGCUCACUCAAGGAAGAGAGAAACGGCAACCCGGUGUAGGGAACGGCGAAUCACAGGAACAUGUGAACAAUGGAUGCUGCAAUAAACCAUCAAGGCUACAUGUUGCAGAUGUGGUGAGUGGCGAGUAUACGUAGCGAGCAGGUGUGGAGAUGGUUGGGUAAAUGUGGUGAACAGUAAGGAGGUGAAUUGAAACGAAGCGCAGUGAAGGUGAUGUAAAGUGCAAUAAACGAUUUUAUAAAGUUAACGACAAAUAAGAUACAGAACGUAAUUUGUAUAGUGAACGAUAAAUUGAUAGUGAAUGGUUGAAAAAAAUAAACUGUAAUAGUAAGUAACAGUGACACUCAAAUUUGCUCUGUUGCCUCGACUGAAGGGACUGAGAAGACCAGUAAGACAAUGAAGCUAUAGUUCACUUGAAAAUAACUGACCAGUGACAGAGUUCAUGUGGCGAUAGUAGGAAAACUUAUUGAAGGAAUGGAAAGGCAUUUCUAUCACGUGUGUGUGUGUGUGUGUGUGUGUGUGUGUGUGUGUGUGUGUGUGUGUGUGUGUGUGUGUUUAGGUCUCAACAUGUAUUGUGGCUUACUAGUAACUACAGAAAAGUCCCGACAAGCCUGCUCUCUGAUAAGACAAUAUAAGAGUGUGGGUGCAAGUAAGGCCGAGGGUACGCUGUUACUCAACACGCGGCGCCUCAAGACAAUUGUCGUUGGACAUUCAAUGGACGGCCGCUCCCUGAAUCUGAUACACUUGCACCAACCGAGAUAUCUCUGUGAUGUAGAAGUGACCAUAUUGCUGCCAGUAAUAACAAUAAUAAUCAUAGUAAUAAUAACAAUAAUAUAUCAAAUCAGAAAAAUAAAAAUGUUUGUUAUCGGCAAGAAAAAUAAGUGUACUUUAAAUACUUGUAUGUGUAGUGAAUGUAUACUUACAUGUGGGAUUAAGUGUACGUAGAUGUUUUCAGGCGUAUUUUAGUCUCAAGAACGGCCGAGUGCUGGGGGAGGCACUCGGCAAGGCUGUGCUUAACAUAUCGUUAGUAUCUUGUGCGUCCCGUCAAUCAUUAAUGGGGCGGAUGCUCACUCAGAAGCAGCAGCGUGUCAUGUGAUCACAUUAUCCUGCUGCUUUCUACUCAUUCCCUGGUGAGGGGACCCAACCUGGGUUCACAGUAACCUCUAGAAAGGAAGACCUGAGAUAAGAGAUAAAGAAUGUUAUUUUCAGACAGUGACUCAUCUCGACUGCCUGGUAGAAGUUCUUCGGGUUUUCAAGGGUGCUUUUGUGAUUCUUUGGAAGGUUUGGCAAGGAUUCUUUACUAUAAGCAGAAAAGAAACCAUUGACUAAUUUCAACAAGUUCAGAUUGAAGAUGUUUGGGUUUUGAAUGAUGUUUCUUUUUAUAUUAUUCCUGGUGAACUAUAGCAAGGAUUGCUGCAAAAUUAAUAUAAAAACCCAUGAAAACUUGACUAAUCAUCUUUUUGGCCUUUGACAAUAGUCCUGAUGAAAGCAGAAAAUAUUCAAGAAUGCUAAUAAAAGGUCAGUGAGAAAAUAAAGCCUGACCUGAACCUAAUUGUUAAAAAUACUCGGCAGAUCAAGAUAAGGUCAGAAAAUGACCUCUGUGUGUUUCAAUGUCUUCGCCUCCGUACAGGGCAGUGAGAGGAAUAUUUGAAUUGUAACCAACAUUCAUAUAUACAUUCCAUUAUUGUUAUAAGUUAUGGUAGUAGCAGUAGUGAUAGCUAUAGCAGUAGUAGGUAAGAGACUCCCUUAAGUUGUAAUUUCUAGUUGCUGGAAUGAGGAAUGACUCUCCUCAGCACAGCAGUACUCGCUCACGUUUUCCUUGGGGUUGUAUUUUUUAUCUGAUUUCGCCAGUGUAACAGUGUUUUGUGCUUCGCGGCGCCUGCACGUAGCGCCGUCAGUAGCAAUACAGAAACAUUGCGGCGGCAGGGGAGUAGCCAGAUGCAGUCCUCCCUGGCGGUGACUCGAUAUAUUCAUUAAAGCCACUAUCAUAUUUUGCAUUCCGUGACGACCAGACCUUGUGUCCUGGUGACUGCGAGUUAUAAAAAGAGAAUUGUUGAAUAAUGCAUCUAUACGUCAAGAAUCUAUUCCUUCCGUUUUCUCUAGUCAAGGCUCCUUCUCUCCUUCUUCCUCAAAGGUUCUUCCUCUCCCUUCCUCCUCCCAGUUAAGAUUCCAUCUCAAGAACAGUGACCUCUUAUGAAUAUGAGAAAGGCUACAAGGGAAUUCCGAGAGGCUAGAGUAGAGUGGGUAAUUUCUGGUACUUACAUCCGCUACAAUGAAGUUUCUCAGUAUAGCUGAAUGAAAUCACCUGCAUCUUUUCAUUGUUAGGCAAACUUGUGCCAUGGUGAGGGAGUUACAUGACAGUGUUAUUUCUCAGUACUGAUAGCAUGAACAUGACCUCACCUCUUGACUCUUGACCUCGAAUCUUUGCAUACUCAGCUCUUUGUCACCAAUAUGUGACCAGACAUACGCUACUCGACAUCUCCCGUGCAUUACCUGCUGGAAAAAGAGUGGCCCGUUAAGAAAUACACAUACUAAGAUUAAAUUUAAAGGUAUUCUAAGUUGUAGAUAUUCUUUGGACAAAUUAAUUCAACGUAAUGGUUUAAAGUUACACGUCAUUUAAAUAUGAACUCUAGUGCAUGGUAGGUGGCCACUCAGUCGGAAAUAUUCGUAGGUCAGAUUUAUCAAUAAAUCUACGUAUUUGUAUCACGAUAAAAAGAAAACUGUAAAAAGAGGAGAGGGUAGCUGACGUUCACUCUUUUGACUCUUCUGUAGAAUUUUUUGCUACGCUUCCUUAAUUAAAUCUGUCAUUGGGCCAAAUUAUGACCAACUUAUUUGUUUUGAUGACAGCUUAGAAAAUCGUAUCACUGUGUUACAGAUCAUCAGAUCAUGAGAAAUAGAUGAUUAUCAACUGUUCGCUAAUUACCUCAUUAUUUACACACACACACACACACACACACACACACACACACACACACACACACACACACACACACACACACACACACACACACACACACACA